This is a messenger RNA of Bradysia coprophila, 4130 nucleotides long. It is a transcript of the gene bsk, whose product is annotated as mitogen-activated protein kinase dJNK. Gene Ontology annotation, biological process: protein phosphorylation. Lineage: Eukaryota; Metazoa; Arthropoda; Insecta; Diptera; Sciaridae. Gene Ontology annotation, molecular function: MAP kinase activity; ATP binding. The record is from RefSeq and is a predicted model, not a curated record.
CCUCAGCCAUCUGUCAUUCAGACAUUGUUUUGUCGUAGAAAUUAUUUUUUCUCUAACUAAAAGUGUUUUACAUUUUUGCAGUAUCAGAAUCUAUCUGACGAUUAAUUUUUUUGUUAAUUUGUGAUUCCGACUUAGAAAGAGGAUUCGAUCGAUAAUUGGUAGCACGGAACAUUUGAAACUGAUUUCUGUUAUUGGACUAUACUUCAAAUAAUGGGAUCUAUUGCAUUAUGACAAUAGACCGAACAGACAAUAAAUUUGCUCGCUUCGCAGCUUCAUCAUGAGCUCACGUCACGCUCUUUACACUGUUGAGGUGGGCGACACCAAAUUUACAAUACUUAAGAGAUAUCAAAAUUUGAAACCAAUUGGUUCAGGUGCACAAGGAAUCGUUUGUAAACGUAGCUUUGUUUGCUGAUUGUGUAGUUGUGCUUUGUACAAUCAAUUCACUCAUCGACAUACCGAUUUAUCCGUACUCAGAAAUUCAUAGAAUUGAGGGACUCAAAAAAGAAAGAGAGAGAAAGCGCUUCAACGUACAGUAUUCUUAUGUUGUACAGUUACAUUGACUGAGCGCAACUGUAAAUUUUGUUAAAUUGACGAAGGAAAAGAUUCGUAAAUCAAUCGAUUAAGGACUCCUCAGACAUAAUGAAUGUCUAUCAAUUUCGUGAUAUUGAAUUUGAGGUGCCGUCUCGGUAUGUAGAGCUAAGCGCUAGAGGGUAUGGCGCACAGGGUACGGUUUGCGCUGCAUACGACACAGUUUCGAAACAGAAUGUGGCCAUUAAAAAGCUGUCUAGACCAUUUCAAAAUGUUACACAUGCUAAGCGAGCCUACAGGGAGUUCAAACUUAUGAAAUUAGUCAAUCACAAAAAUAUCAUUGGUUUACUAAAUGCUUUCACGCCUCAACGCACAUUAGAAGAAUUUCAAGAUGUUUAUCUGGUCAUGGAACUUAUGGAUGCCAACCUAUGUCAGGUCAUACAAAUGGAUUUGGACCAUGAACGAAUGUCAUAUUUAUUGUAUCAAAUGUUGUGCGGGAUAAAGCAUCUCCAUUCGGCUGGAAUAAUCCACAGGGACUUAAAACCAUCCAAUAUUGUUGUGAAAUCCGAUUGCACAUUGAAAAUAUUGGACUUCGGUUUGGCUCGUACAGCCGGCACGACCUUCAUGAUGACACCGUAUGUGGUAACAAGAUACUAUCGAGCACCGGAAGUCAUACUCGGAAUGGGAUAUAAAGAAAAUGUUGACAUAUGGUCUGUAGGUUGUAUAAUGGGUGAAAUGAUUCGAGGUGGUGUUCUGUUCCCCGGUACCGAUCACAUUGACCAGUGGAACAAAAUUAUAGAACAAUUGGGAACACCAUCCUCAUCAUUUAUGGCUAGAUUACAGCCAACUGUAAGAAACUAUGUAGAAAACCGACCCAGAUAUGCAGGCUAUGCCUUUGAUCGAUUAUUCCCAGACGUACUGUUUCCAAGUGAUUCAAGUGAACACAGUCGUUUAAAGGCUAGCCAGGCAAGAGAUUUACUUAGCCGAAUGCUUGUUGUAGAUCCAGAACAUAGAAUUUCUGUUGACCAAGCACUGGUACAUAGUUAUAUACAUGUAUGGUAUGAUGAAAGUGAAGUGAAUGCGGUGAGUAUGAAAAGUUUGGUUAGUACGUCAGUUAAGAAUUUAGGGGCUAACAACAGAACUCCGGCACCCGGUCCAUACGAUCACAGUGUCGACGAACGUGAACAUACGGUCGAACAAUGGAAGGAACUGAUCUAUCAGGAAGUUAUGGAAUAUGAGGCGCGCAGCAAUAAUGUCGAGCCAGUUGACGGCAAUUCACGGUAGAGCAUAGCUUUAACUAAUGGAAGAAAAAAAAUUCUGAGAGAAAAAUAAUUUCUUUUCUGAGUGAGAGAAUUUAAAGAGAGAGUGAGAUAGGGAUGGAUAACAAAAUGAUUGAUUGAUUGGUAUAAAUAACGGAAGUGAAAUUUGGUGCAAGGAUUGAAUUUUGCGUGGACAUGGACAAAGAAACAUUUGAGUCAAAUAAUUUUGAGUUUCUCUCUGUCCGUAAUAAAAUGGUGGGACUCGUGUAACAAGAAAUACAAAAAAUAUUUUGCUGUUAUGUAAAUAUUGGUAGAAAUUUGUUUUUUUAAUUUAUAAAAUCCAGAAAUUAAUUGAGAAAUGGAAGAAAAAACUUUUUUUGUCUGAGACUUUGUGUCUUCAUAUCGGUUCAAAAUUUUUCGAGAUUAAAUUUUCGUUCCAUGUCUGGAAUCUAGAAAUAUGUUUUUGAUGCGUUGAAUUACAAACCAAAUUUUCAUCUUAAUUCAACGAACAUUUUUCCAUUAUGUAAAACGUAAACAAAAAACAAAAAUUGUAGUUGUAUGUUAACCGACUGAGAAAUUACGAAAAAAAAAAAAACAAAAACAAAAAAAGUUCAUUGUAAAUCGAUGUAUAAAAUAAUUGUAUGUGAUAUGGCAAACAAACAUCAGUCGUAUAAUUAAAUGGGGUUUCAUGUAAAAAAAAGACAGAAAGAAGAUGAAUAAAAAAAAAUCAUUUUUCGAACAACAAUCGAAAAAUUUACUCAGUUUUAUAUUCGUUCCAACGGACACACUUUAGGUAGUUCAAGUGAAAAUUUCUAGUUUGACCAUUCUAGUUUAUCAUAACAAACAAUUUAUUGAAUUUUACAAUAUAACAGAAACUUCUAGCUGGGAUUGUCACGUCAGGGUUGUGUUUAACAUUUUUUAAACGAUUCAAUCUAGUACUUCUAUUGUUCAAAGUAUCGCGUAGUGUUUGAUACCGAAUCUUGUACUUCACUAGUUUUGCUAUACAAGUUUUGCUGUAUAAGAGAACACCAACCAGAGAUCAUCUCGAUUUAUUUUGGUGAUCGGUGUCGAUAACAGAUGAUUGACUAAAAGUUCCAAAUAUCUGAAUCAAUUUGUCAGAAUCGAAACGCUUACGGUGAACUAUGCGAUGAUAUCCGUUUUCUUGGUAAAAAUGUCAGUCACUUUAUCUCCUAUCUGUGAAAAAAUCUGCGCUGAUUCACGGCUGUUAGUUAUCAACUUUUAAAAAAAAAUCAUUCGGAACUUCACAAGACGUGAUAUCAGUGAGGGUUUCGACGAAAGUUUCGUUGAUAUUUUUUGUGAACAUUAAUGAACAUUUUGUCACAUUUUCUCCUCAUAAAGGCAUAAUUCCAAUAAGUAGGGUAAUUAGGCUAGUUACAGGCUAGUUGACAGGCACUCUCACGAUCACUGAAAAGGAAAUCGAGUCAUAUAAUACGUGUUUCAGAGAGAUGAGAUAAAACCAGGGGCUCGUAACAUAAACUUUAUCACCAAGAACGAAGCGAUGAUUUUGCGUCAAAUCACCGUUGUUUCUCUGGAGAUUCAUCAGCGAUUUACCGUAGAUUUCCCAGCGAUUCUACUGCUUCCGAUAUCCAUCGGUGGUUCAUAGUUGAUUCAUCGGUGAUUCACCUAUUAUUUAUCACCGAUUCACCAAAGAUUCAUCGGCGAUUCACCGAGGAUUCAUCUGAGAUUUACCGAAGAUUCAUCGGCGAUUCACCGAAGAUUCAUCGUAGAUUCGAAGACUCUUCGGCGAUUCUUUAAAGACUCAUCGGCGAUUCACCGAAGAUUCAUGAGCGAUUCACCGGAAGAUUCAUUGGCGAUUCACCAAAGUUUCAUCGACGAUUCACGAAAGAUUCAUUGACGAUUCACCAAAGAUUCAUCGAUGAUUCACCAAAGAUUCAUCGAUGAUUCACCAAAGAUUCAUCGAUGAUUCACCAAAUAUUCAUCGAUGAUUCACCGGGAUAUUGAAACUGUGCACACACAGAUAACGAGAUCCUCGUAACUUCCCCAUUUAUCCCAUCAAUCUAUGUUUCCCAUCAUUGCCUUCAAUUAUUUUCCCAUUAUAGCUGUAAAUAAUGAGCAAAGCCAACACUGAUGUCGUUAAAAAUCCCUCGAAUAAACGUUUCUGUGAUUCACGUAAAUUUUUUCAAAUUUUCAAGUAUAUUUCCCACUCCUAACUCAAAAACAAAACAAACAAAAAUUCCACUUCUGCUUGGCUUUAACAAUAUGGGGGCGCGCAUUUUUCCAAUAAAGUAAAGAAACAAAUUUAAUUAAAAAUGAAAAAAAAAAUAUUGGACAAUAAGUCACAUUCAAGUAAAGAUUAAAAAA